UUUUGAAAGAAAGAAAAUAAAGAAUGUUUCCCGCCAUUUGAUGGAAGAAAUGUCAGAGCGGCGAAAACAAACUAACCAACAAAACAAAAACAACUCGUCAACUUCACAACUUUUCACAAUUUAGCAAUUUUUUUUUUCGGAUUACUUUUUGAAGUCGGUCUUUAAAAUUUCUCGGAGUGGAUGAUGUCUCAGAGGACGAUACACAGCUGCGUCACGAACAUGAACAUGGAGACGAUACAGUGCGAAGCGUACGCAGGUAAAUUGGGUCCUAAAAUGGAUAAGGGCAAGGGGGCUCCUGCGGGGCACAAGGCGCCACCUAACAGGAUCAUCAGGGAGUGCAGCACGCCUACUACGUAUAAGACAACAUCGAUGGCUUCCGGUAGGAUGAAGCAGGUCAGGGUGGAGACUUCUAAACCGGAGAAGCCAAAGACUGCACCGAAGAUGAGGGCCAACAGCAUUAUCGCUCAAGGGCCCACCUGGUCGAAGAUACUGAAACCGCAGGCGAGCAAGGAAAAUAUAUGCACAUUCACAAACUUCAAUCCAUUGCGUACCAUACACUUUUUGACAAAUGAGUUGGGGAGUCAGCUGAGAGAAGAAUUACCACAUAAUAAGAACAUACAUCAUAUGAUUAUGGAAAUGCAACAAGCUCUAUGUAGGAUACCAGAAGAAGUGACAGCGGCUUUGCAGGAUUCGCGUGUAAGCGGUAAACAUCGGAUGGAAAUGAAGCCGACGAAGUUGGGAGAGAGAGAUCCCUUUCAGAAUGUAUAUACCAGUGUAAAGCCUAUAACCAGUUGCAUUGCUACACAAACGCUGCCCACGCUGUAUUUAGAGCCGGAUAAGGUGCAUAAACACCUGGAGAGUAGUACGGUGAAGAUCGAGCAUGCUUGCAACCAAAUGGAAAGCAUGUGCACUAAAGUCAAGGCUGAGAAGAUGGAGUUGGAGUCUUUGCUGAUGAGGGAAAAGGAGACCACCAAGUUGUACCAGAAGCAGUUGGAGGAGUACAAGCUGAAGUACACAACUGGAAAUGCUUUGAUCGAGAGUCUUCAGAAGAAAAUCGAUGAAUACGAGAGGGAGAUCAAGAAGUUGAGGCUGCAGAUGGAGUCGUACCAAGGACCAACGUCGCAGGAGCUGAAAUCGCUCAUCAAGCAGCUGCAGGAUGAGAAGAACACCGUGCUGAUAGAGAGUCAGGAACUCAAGCAGAAGAUCGCCCUCGCGCAAAUGGAUUGCGAUAAGUACAGGGCGAUUCUGCAGGCGAGGGACGCCCAGGUCAAGGAGAUCCGCAACGAGAUGACGCAGCUGCAGGAGGUCGUUAAUGAGCAGCUGAUGGAGCUGCAGAACAAUGCGUACACCUCGGAGGCGUCCAGCUACAGCAACACAACAUGUUCUCCAUCGUCGACGUGGAAGAACGAGAAGACAGAGUUGGGAGUGUGUGUUGAUGGUGGCGGCGGCGGCAACAACACGUUAUCCUCUAUAAAUAGUGCAGACUCGGUCGCACACCACAACUCUUUGUACAACAGCCCCAAGCAGAUAUCGCACUUAAUCGAGCUGAACUCGGGCGACACAACGGCCACAUCCGAUCUGACGCACGAGUUUCACAACGUUAAACCCAGCGAGAAGCCGACCAAAAAACGAAACGAGAAAUUGAAGGUUGCUCCGCCCGUGGGAGCACAAACUUUGUCCGUGAAUUUCCGCGAAAAGUUCGCCAAGAUCAAGAUGGAUGCGCUGGGCUGCGAUCCGAGGAAGGCCGAAAAGUAGAUAAUAUAAUAAUUCAAAAAUAAAAAGAAACGUAAUCAUAGUUCGGUUCGCACGAGUGAUGUAUUAAACACUGUAAAUAUCGCACAGAAAAUUGCGAACAAGAACGUGAUUCCCAAUGCAAAAUUAGUGCCAUAAAUAAAUUUGAGAGAGAGAAAGAAAAAAGAAGAAAAAGUAUCGACUUAUGUUCGCAACAAAAUAUGAA
Nicrophorus vespilloides is the source of this 1957-nucleotide messenger RNA. RefSeq lists its product as uncharacterized. The record is from RefSeq and is a predicted model, not a curated record. Bases 181 to 1755 code for a protein of 524 amino acids. NCBI's taxonomy places the organism in Eukaryota, Metazoa, Arthropoda, Insecta, Coleoptera, Silphidae. The transcript has 5 exons.